AUCUUCUGCGUGCACGGGGGGCUGUCCCCGUCCAUCCAGACCCUGGACCAGAUCCGAACCAUCGACCGCAAGCAGGAGGUUCCCCACGACGGGCCCAUGUGUGACCUGCUCUGGUCCGACCCCGAGGACACGACGGGCUGGGGCGUGUCCCCGCGCGGGGCCGGGUACCUGUUCGGCAGCGACGUGGUCGCGCAGUUCAACGCGUCCAACGACAUCGACAUGAUCUGCCGGGCGCACCAGCUGGUCAUGGAGGGCUACAAGUGGCACUUCAGCGAGACUGUCCUCACCGUCUGGUCUGCGCCCAACUACUGCUACCG
Molecule: messenger RNA, 317 nt
Organism: Chaetura pelagica (chimney swift)
Lineage: Eukaryota; Metazoa; Chordata; Aves; Apodiformes; Apodidae
Product: serine/threonine-protein phosphatase 4 catalytic subunit
Exons: 2
Biological process (GO): double-strand break repair via homologous recombination; peptidyl-serine dephosphorylation
Cellular component (GO): nucleus; cytoplasm
Molecular function (GO): protein serine/threonine phosphatase activity
Source: RefSeq, a predicted model, not a curated record